AUGGAAGGCACUGUCACACUUUUUCUCUCUUUAGGCUGCCACAUCAUCGCCCCUUCUGAUAUGAUGGAUGGACGAAUUGCAGCCAUUAAGCAAGCACUAAUCAGUAAUGAUCUUGGCAACAAGGUGUCAGUGCUGAGCUACAGUGCUAAAUUUGCCUCCUGCUACUAUGGACCAUUCAGGGAUGCUGCCCAGUCUAAACCUGCUUUUGGAGACAGACGAUGCUAUCAGCUUCCCCCUGGUGCCAGAGGACUAGCACUGCGGGCCUGUGACCGGGAUGUGAAAGAAGGUGCUGACAUGCUGAUGGUGAAACCUGGAUUACCAUACCUUGAUAUUGUGAGAGAGGUCAAGAAUAAGCACCCUACUCAUCCACUGGCAGUGUACAAUGUAUCAGGCGAAUUUGCCAUGUUGUGGCAUGGAGCUGAAGCUGGAGCUUUUGAGCUGCGCACUGCAGUUAUGGAGGCUAUGACUGCCUUCCGUCGAGCAGGAGCUGACAUCAUUAUCACCUACUACGCUCCUCAAUUGCUCACAUGGUUAACGGAGUAAUCUGUUGAUUCUCCUGUGUGAAUAAACCUGGAUCAAAGCAAACUCUUUAUUUUUAAACUUUCUCUUUCUCUUUUCUCUUUUUACACAAAUCAGUCUUUUCAGAAGAUUUUUUUAUAUGAUUUAUGUAUUUAGUUAGAAACGCAUGUAAGCAAACUGUGAUUUUUCUAGUUCUCAAAUUUGGGUGUUUGGUGUAUUACUUGAAAAGUGUUUUCAUUAAGAUAUGUUUCACUGACUACAGUGUAAAACUGUCAUAAGACUCAAGUCAUGGAAGGCACUGUGUCUCAAUUCAGCAGCUCUGAGUAAAACUCCCAGCCACUUUGGCAAAUUAUGUGUUUUAAUAUGAAUAUCCGUAUGUCAAGGCUAAUGAUGCAAAUAACACUGUAAACCAUGCAUUAAAUAGAGUUUUUACCAGGCAAUGGUUCACUACUAUUAGAAAUAGAGCAAAGAAAAGAGAUCAAUAAUUGGGGGAACAAGAAGGGGGUGAAUUAACAAAAAUUAAAGAUGACCUAACGAACACCCCUUGGUUGAAAAAAAUUGAAGGGAAAGGUGUAAGAGACUGUAUACAAAUUUGAGUUUUGACUGAGCGGCUUUGUUGUCUCCACCAAUAAAGUUUAUGUUUUGGCAUCUGGAA
Messenger RNA from Pimephales promelas (fathead minnow), 1174 nucleotides. The record is from RefSeq and is a predicted model, not a curated record. NCBI's taxonomy places the organism in Eukaryota, Metazoa, Chordata, Actinopteri, Cypriniformes, Leuciscidae.